CAAAACACCGCGCUUCCGCGAUUGAUUUCUGCGUCAUCAAAUCGCGCCUGCAAGUGCAGAAAACGCAGAAGUUUGAGCAGCAGCAGCGUGAACCUGCACACCAAACACUUCAGGGGGCGUGGUUAUGAGUAGUCCCAUGGCUAGCUCCGCCCCCUCCAGUUCUAAAGACCGGCCAGUUUCCAGGACCAGCUUCAUCCCAGAACUGCAGAGCAUGAUGUUUGCUCUGGGAGAUGCUCGCAGGCCGCUGCAUGAGACAGCUGCUCUGGUGGAGGAUAUUGUCCACACACAGCUCAUCAAUAUGCUGCAGCAGGCCUGUGAAGGGGCGGCUCUUCGGGGGUCGAGGGUCAUUUCAGCAGAGGACAUCCUGUUCCAGAUGAGAAGAGACAAGAGGAAACUGUCGAGGUUAAUAAAAUAUCUUCAGUUUCGAGAUUACAAAUCUAAACUCCUCAAAACCUUGGAGGAUGACGAAUCUCUGCAAGACACAGACAGGUGGGGUGCUGCUGGUAGUGGCGGCAGCGCUGUUGCCGGGGGUAACCAGCGGAGGCAGCGAUUGGCUCAGGACUUCCUGAUGUGGAUGGAUCAGACCAGCGAGCUCCUGUCCAUGGCUGAGAGACAGGAAGUAGAUCCGGUCAAACAGGAACGCUUGGAGCGUUUAGAGCGUCAGACUCGGGCGAUGGACCAGACCCAGUACUCAGAGUUCUGCGAGAGUCGACAGCUCAGCUUUGCUAAAAAGGCGUCCAAGUUUCGGGACUGGCUGGACUGCAGCAGUCUGGAGCUGAAACCCAACAGCAUUGCAAUGGAGAUCCUGUCAUACCUCGCCUACGAGACCGUCGCCCAGAUUGUGGAUUUGUCUCUGCUGGUGAAGCAGGAGAUGACGCUGAAGACCAAUCCCAUCAGUCACGUGAUCUCUGCCAGCUACAUCCACUACAACACACACACUGAGGUGAAGAAGGAUCCGGACUCACCUGAGGCCACUCCCCCUUCCACUCCAGGCUCCUCCCACUCCUCCAAGCCCCUCCUCCAAGGCAACGGCAGCCUGGACGGCCGAGCCCGACAGAGAAAACGCAAAAAGAGUUGUCCUGCCACAGUGGAACCUCCCAGUGGAGCCAUCCAGCCCUGUCACAUCAGAGAGGCUAUUAGAAGAUACAACUACAGACACACAAGUGCCUACCGGAGGAGUGGGAUGGCCUUCCUGGCUUGCUGAGGUUGCACCGCUUUGACACACACUCAAACACACUGAGGUGCAACGACACACACUUUUGUACAAGUCUACACUCUCAUGCACACAUCCCAUUUAACUCAAUUUCUUGUCUUGGUUGUUUGUUGUAAUACUUUUUUUCCAGUCAUUUCAUAACAUUUGAACUCAUUGAUGUAUUUACUAUUAAAACUUUAGUACAAU
Messenger RNA from Myripristis murdjan (pinecone soldierfish), 1399 nucleotides. It is a transcript of the gene supt3h, whose product is annotated as SPT3 homolog, SAGA and STAGA complex component. Gene Ontology annotation, biological process: transcription by RNA polymerase II. Gene Ontology annotation, molecular function: protein heterodimerization activity; transcription coactivator activity. The record is from RefSeq and is a predicted model, not a curated record. Lineage: Eukaryota; Metazoa; Chordata; Actinopteri; Holocentriformes; Holocentridae. The transcript is spliced from 12 exons. The coding region runs from base 125 to 1204 and encodes 359 amino acids.